CUGCCAGCAUCUAGCCCCUCCCCCUUAGGUUCCUCCCAAAUAAUUUGCAGCGGGGCUGUGGCUGUGAGAAGCAGAGCUGGCUGAUGUGCGCUGCGUGAGUUCCCUACUGUGGCUGUGCGAUACUCCGACCCUGAGCGACAGAUAGAGGGGGCUUACAGCCGCUCCCAACUCCGGCUGCGAACUCUGGGACGAGACGUGUAGUGAAUUUGCUCUAUGAGCCACUGCCUUUAAUCCAAGCAAGUAAACACCUGCAACGCAUAAUAUUAGUACUACAUAAAGGCAUCCUGCUUGUAGAUUUCCACAGAUGCAAUGUGAUAUAAGUUCUAAUAGGAAUUUCAUGAGUCUCGAGAGCAAAGAGAUUGGAAAGAUGUCAGCUAAGGCCCCGAUAUACCUAAAGAGAAGUACCCGUAAAGGAAAGCUGAGAGACAUUCUGUCACCGGACAUGAUUAGCCCGCCACUUGGAGAUUUCCGGCACACUAUUCACAUUGGCAGUGGGGAAGGGGAUAUGUUUGGAGACAUUUCCUUCUUACAAGGGAAGUUUCACCUUCUUCCUCAGUCAAUGCCUGGAUCCUCAACUUCUUCUCCAGAUGCAACACCAACCACCUCCCAUCCGGAUCUUCUCAAUCCACCACCCUGCCACCCAGAUCUUCUCUCACCUCUGCUGAAGAAUGCUAUUUCACUACCUGCUAUUGGGGGACCACAGGCUCUAUCUCUUCCCCAGUCUCCACCACCAAAACCCCCGCGGCUUCACCUAGAUGAUAAACCCAAGAGCACAUUGAGUGAAGAAGGGGGGACUCAUUCAACAGAUGUGUCUGCAAACAAUCGUUUCACUGCAGAAGAGAGGGAAGAACGCAUUCUCGCCCAUGCUGGAUCUAUUUUGUCUCUUCAUGUUGAUUUAGGACCAUCGAUUAUGGAUGAUGUCUUGCAGAUCAUGGACAAGAGCUAAAGGCCUGCACUGGUGUAGCGUCGGACUGAUCAGUAUUAAACAAUGGGGCUUAAUUUUUUUUAAACAGAGAAAUAUUUUUAAACACUAAAUAAUUUUAAGACUGGAAUAAUAAGCUGCGUAAUGUGCUUUAUUAAGUUGAAAACCAAUUCUAUUUAGCAGUCAAAUUAGCACAUUGCUUUGUACAAUGCUCGGAAUGUUUUUUUUUUUUAUUAUGUAAGUGAAUUUGUCGUGCUGAAGUGCAAUGGUGGUGGCUGUGCUUACACUCCACGGGACACUUAUUUUAAUUUACAGUGGCCACAGCCUAUAUAUACAGUGGUAAUGAAUAUCUUCAUUGGGACAUUUUUAUUGAAGUAAUAACCCCCUCUCUAAAUGCUAUUAUAUAUUACACCCGUCGCCUUAAGUCGGAAUGAACUGAAUGUAGCAUUUAUUUGAAUUUUUUUGUGACCAAAAUGUGUAUAUCUUGCCAAAUACAGACAGAGGGCUUUGACAGUG
This is a messenger RNA of Xenopus tropicalis (tropical clawed frog), 1438 nucleotides long. It is a transcript of the gene cdc42ep2, whose product is annotated as CDC42 effector protein 2. The transcript is spliced from 2 exons. Gene Ontology annotation, cellular component: endomembrane system; cytoskeleton; cytoplasm. Bases 305 to 946 code for a protein of 213 amino acids. Gene Ontology annotation, biological process: actin cytoskeleton organization. The record is from RefSeq and is a predicted model, not a curated record. Lineage: Eukaryota; Metazoa; Chordata; Amphibia; Anura; Pipidae.